This is a messenger RNA of Schistosoma rodhaini, 924 nucleotides long. The record is from the annotation of a GenBank genome assembly. NCBI's taxonomy places the organism in Eukaryota, Metazoa, Platyhelminthes, Trematoda, Strigeidida, Schistosomatidae.
AUGGCUUUUACAACAAGUAUGAUUCCGGAACAAGCUCAAGUUAAAGAUCGUGCUGAUGAACUUCUAUCUUUAUGUAAAAAAGCAGUUGCUGACUGCAAUAACGUGAAAACAACACUUGAUUCACUUGACAAGUUACGUUGUAAACAACGUUGUUCCAAAGUUGUCAAAAGUCAAUUGAAGUCCCUAUACACACAGGCAAUUAGUGAAGCUGAACAUCAAAAAGCUACUCUUAUGGCUGCUCUAGAAAAGGUAUCGGAGAUUCGUGCUAUAGAAUAUAAGUUGAGAACACAUGUUGGUCCGAAAAGUUUUCGCCGCGGUGUCCUAAUGUCAGUUUUGCAAGAAAAUGCCAAAUCGAUACCACUUUGGAUAGGUAAACCCGGUGAGAGUCCCCCUGCUCUGUGUGGUGCAACAGCACCAUCACCAGAUAUUCCCGCUGAUCCUGGUGAUCAUGUUGCUGCCCUUGUUCCAGAACCAGACGUGGCAGCUGCUGCUUGUAAUUUAUCUGAAGGUUGUAUAUUGGCUGAGGUUGUUUCGUAUAAUUCUGAUAAAGAAAUCUAUGAGGUAGAAGAUGUUGAUGCCGAAGAAGGAAAGAUGCCAAAGCGUUACUCUCUAUCCCGUUCUAAAGUUAUACCUUUACCAAAAUGGAAAGCCAAUCCGAUUACAAAUCCUGAGGCAAUAUUCAAUAAAGGUUCUACUGUUUUGGCUCUUUAUCCACAAACAACAUGUUUCUACAAAGCAAUUGUGGAUGAAAUCCCAACUCAUAUACAUGAUGAGUAUUCCCUUUAUUUUGAAGAUUCAUCCUACCCUGAAGGUUAUGCUCCAGCUAUUAAAAUACCACAACGAUAUGUUAUUCAAUGUCCUGACAAAGAAGCAAUGACGAGUAAACAUUUAGACAGAUCUAAAAAACGUGGUAAAAAACUAUGA